AUGUACAGCUACCACUUGCCAUCGCCCAUGUCGUCGCCUGCUUCCAAAAUGCUGUGCUCCACACCCAGAGAGCCGUUGCUUGAGGCCGCCACGAUAACGCCCUACAGCGCCACGUUCGCCCAGAACGACUCAGAAGAUGAUCUAGAGCUUAUGUCCGCGCUAGACAAGAUACACUAUGACCAGAAAGCGCGCUCAGACGUCAUGUUCAAGCCGUUUCUCGCGUCCUCGUCACCCAUUCGCGGCGACGACGUUGCCACAACCUACAACCAGGCCAUGCGCAGCCGGAAUCGCUUGCGGGCCAACAAACAGCGCCAGGACACGCGACAGGAGAAGAUUUUGCAGCGGCGUGGUGGCGCGGUCCGCAUGGAUGAAGAAAUCAUGAAGGCAGAAGAACAGGAGUUCUUGGAGCGGAUGCAGCAGGAGGCCUCCAAGUACGAAGUGGAGUGCGAAGACGAGUAUUGGUACGGAGAUGAUGAGUAUCUCCUCGAGAAUGGACCGAAAGAGGCUACUCUGGCGUAUGAGCGCGAGUUGGAAGAGAUGUUGCGGCUAGAGGAGGAGGAGUUGAUUGCCAUGACCCAGGAAAUGACUAUCGAGGCCCAGAGCAUACCGGUUCUGCUUCACAUUGCAGAAACGCUCAUAUACUACAAGCAGGCAACCUUGAAAGCGGUCGAGGCGACCACACAGAGCACGAUCCGCUGGCAACAGACCGAGGGGGAGUAUCAGUUUGUCGUCAGCACCGAGACCAGACUCGGCGUCAAGGCUGCCGUAGAGGCUAUCCAGAGAAUACAGCUGGAAAUAGCCGAACAAACCGUCACGGUCAGGAUCCACCCGGGGGUCGUGCCCUACGUUGUGUUUGACAACUGGGACCCCCUCCGAAGAGAAGUAAGCGCCACCAAAGAGGCUGGAUUGGUGAGCAGAGAGGUGAAAACAGACCCUAUAGUGGCCACCGGAUCCACCAGAGCCUGUCAUAUAUUGGAUUCGCCCAGAUGGAGCCAGUUUGUGUUCAACUCGCGUGAACUGACAGCCCACGCAACUUUUCCGGUUAUAGCUCAGUUUGGCAACACAGUAAUCCACUUUGACAGGCAUAAUAGCGCCUCACUCCAGACAAUCUCCAUCAUCUCUCCGGAAUAUACGUCUCGGCAAGCAUUGAAACGCAUUAUGGAGCGCAAUAUCAGCCGUUAUAUGGGUCUAUCCAAAGACGUAUCCAUCGCCAAGCCGAUAUCACGGUGUAUCUUCGGCCUCAACGGUUCCGCUUUUGCCAGACUAGAGCGGUACACUAAUACAACUAUUAAGACCAGCGAGGAUGUCAAGAUAACUAGCAGUGUUUCCCGAGACAAAGAAAUGACUAUUAGUGUAUUUGGUGAGGAGCUGAACGUCGCUCAAGCCAUUUCAAUCCUUAAGCUCGAAUAUCGCCGCGUUCAGGACAACGUCGAGACGAUAGACAUCCCCCAGAGCUUGAUGUAUCCGCUUAUCCACUACGAAAAGCAACUCAGCACUCAGGCAUGCACAGGAGGCACCACCCGGUUCCACGUCGAACAGCUGUCUCUGACGUCUUCCCGAGUGGUUAUCUACGGUCACAGCAAAAAAGAUGUCUGGCUGUUGAAAGAAGCGCUACUUAAGUUCAUUGAGAGGUUGGAAUGCAUGGCGGAGGUGAUUAGCGUCCCUCCGGAGUUUUUGAGUGCGCUCGUGGGAGAAGGGGCCCAGAAUUUGAGACAAAAUGGCGUCCAUAUCCAACAAAACGGCACAAGUCUUGUCGUCUAUGGGACGGAUAAGCGAGACAUAGCCCUGGCAUACAAGUCUCUCAAGGACAGAUUGGCACAAUUGACCGCAGACAGCGGUGGGAUUUCGUUUCCUGGACAGUAUGAACCGGCCAUGAUUGGAGUGUAUCCCGGCGGAUCUAAGCUAGACGAUAUCAGGAAGAAUAGUGGUGCCUAUAUAUCGGUAACAAAAGACAAAAAUGCCGCCACUACGUUUGUAGUGAUCGGUGAGGCCGCAACAAAGGCCAGGGUAGAAGAGCAGUUGAAUCGGAGGUUGAAGUUGGUCACUACCCAAGCAAUAGUGGUGGAAGUUCCCAAACAGCUCCAUAAAAUGGUUCUUGGGUAUCACGGCCACCUCCACUUCCUUCGCUACAUGUUCCCUGCUGCCACGCUCUCGAGGUUGAACGACUCUCAAAUCUUGGUCCUAGGAGAGAACAAGAAGCAGACAAAUGCAAUCGCCGAACGGUUAAUGGCAAAUUUGCUGAUGUUGCAGGACAACAUGCAUGAGAUUAGCGUACCCAAGAGCCAUGUUGAAAAGUUCUUGAAGGCUGCAAAGAGCGUGCUUCAAAAGGCACCAUCUAACGUUUUCUGGGAAACGAGCUCGAAGGUGUCCAUCUCCAGUCUCAAUAAAGCCGAUGCGUACGGCACUUAUAAAAAGAUCCAGAAACUUGAAACAGCGAAGGUUGUGGCCAGAAUUCCCGAUGGAUUGGUGUACUUGCUCACAGGGAUUGAUGGGUUACGCCUAUCAGACUCGUUAGCACCAAUCACUAUGACCAAUACGCAAGGCGCCUCCGGUGGUGCUCCAGGCCAGAACUCCGAUGUGGCACCAGGCCAGAGCUCCGAUGUGGCACCAGGCCAGACAGGCGAGGCUAGCCCCGCGCUCGUCCGCCUUAAGCUCCUCGACGCGCUUCGUGCAGGCGAUGCUACACGUGCGUCUGCGCUUGCAACCACCACGCCCGCGAUCGGAGCCCAGCUCCUCCACCUCGCAGUCCAGAUUGCGCCUCUCCCAACCAUUACCUCUCUCCUCCCCUCGCUCGACGUCGACGCUGUCAACGCGCGUGACGCGGACGGAAACACGCCGCUCCACCUCGCAGUUCUCGCCGGCCGUGCAGACCUCGUGGUGUUCCUUCUCGGGCUCCCGGCCAUCAACGACACGAUCCCCAACAACACUGGGCUCCAGGCAGUAGAGCUCGCGCGCGACAUUCCGCUUGCACAGGUGAUGCAGGUAGAGCGCGCCAAGUUUGUGGAGCGCGCGGCAGGGCGUCUUCGCGCGGCGUUGUCCGCGCGCGACUAUGCCACCCUCGAUACGCUCUUUGCGACGCCACGUGUGGUCGACCUCUUGGAUAUUAACGGUACGGACCCCGAGACGGGUGACGCGGUGCUCCACGAGUUUGUACGUGCGCACGAUAUUGACAUGUGUCGCUGGAUCUUGGCCCACGGCGGUGAUCCGUUCAAGCGCGACCGCCGCGGUCGCUUACCUAGCGAGAUCGCGAAGGGGCACCCCGCGCUUGUAGCGCUUCUCCGCGAGGCCGCGGGCGACCAGUCCGUCAUCGGCGUCACCACGUCAACUAUCGACCCGACCUUCAAGGGUUAUCUCCGCAAGUGGACCAACUUUGCGCUGGGCUAUAAGCUCCGUUACUUCAUCCUUGACCAGAAUGGGGUGCUCUCGUACUACCGUGACCAGGAGGAUACGGCCAAUGCGUGCCGUGGGUCUCUCAACCUUGGCAACGCAACGCUCCACUUGGACUCGUCCGAGAAGCUCAAGUUUGAAAUUCUCAGCGGAAACAGAGAAGUCAAGUGGCACUUGAAGGCGAACCACCCGGUCGAGUGUAACCGCUGGGUCUGGUCGUUGCAAGGGGGGAUUCGCGUUGCGAAGGACCGUGUGGGUGGGCAGCCUACCGUUACCCAGGCCUCCGGGACCCUCCCAGGGCCCAUUGCCGGUUCUUACUUGGCUCCUGGACGUAAGGGACACUCGCGGACUCCCAGUUUGGCCAGCACAGCCUCAGAAAAAAAAGCUAUGCCGUCGCACGCCCGCACGCGCAGUGAUGCCAGCUCUGUAUCUGUCUCCUCCAGAGAGAGCCCCGAAGUUGUCAAGAAGUCGCGUUUCACGAGAAUUCGCCAGAAGCUCCGGUUCAAGGUGGUGGACGAGCCGGAGGCGGAGUACACCUCUGACGAAGAGGGCUACAUUAAUGACUACCCCGAGGAGGAGAAGGGGGAGGAGGUGGAGGAGGUGGACAGCCGUCUUGAGAUUCUCCAGUUAGUGGGUCCGCAUGGCGAGGAGGCCAGCGUGGCGAAGCGGACACUCGAGAUUGAACUCAGCUCCGUGAUGGAAUUGGUGGCUAGUGGCGGGGCCGGCGAGGGCGCGGUUUUGGGCUCGAGCUUGGCGACGGUCCAGACACUUUUUGCGCGCUACGCGGAGUUGAUGGAGGCGCGGGAUUCCAAGUUGAUCAAGACGUUGGAGAGACAGCGCGAGAUCAACCAGUUGUGGGAGCGGUCGAUUAGAGAGUUGGAGGCAGAGAUUGGCGACCGGGAGCGGUUGUUGGUUGAAUUGGAGGCACAGAAGAAGAGCUUGAAGGGGGCCCUCCGCGAAGCAAACGGAGCGGCUCGCAACGCCAAGACAGAAGCCCAGGAUGCUCCAGCUGGAAUUGAGGCCAAGGUUAUCUCCCCUGAAGAGACCCUGGAGAUUGUCACCCCCGCGAUCCUUGUUGAAAAUGCCUUGCAAACCACGCUUGAAACGAUCCAGGAGUCUGAGUCUGUCAGGUCGGCGGUGGUUCAAACCACUGUGUACAGCGAGCGUGUGCGCCAGAUAAUGGAGGAGGAUUCGGACGACGAGUUCUUCGACGCGGAUGAGUACGACGAGAUGGUGGGUGAGGUUAGUGUCACGGGCAGCCAGGCCCCACCAGCAUACCUUUUAAUGGACCCUACAGGGACUGGGAAAACGGUGAGCGCGUAUGGCGAUUCCAAGAAGGUGGAAGCGGCCGGUUCGGGUGAAGAGACCGAUGGCGUCGUUUAUAAAACCCCUGUCGGAGGUGUCUCGGGCGAAUUACCUUCCCGUGAGACCGUCGCUGCUCCGAAAGACAUAAAGGAUGCUCCGACAGACCUUCUGAAUGAAAAGAUGAAGGAGAUUCAGUCGGACCUCAGUUUUUCCGGGUACUCUGCUGCGCCUCGUACGAGGCUUGAUCUCAGCGAGGAUAACCGGCCGAAGAUUUCGCUCUGGGGCAUUCUCAAGUCCAUGGUGGGUAAAGAUCUCCUGAAGAUUUCGCUUCCCGUCUCGUUCAACGAGUGCACGUCGCUCCUCCAGCGUGUGGCAGAAGACAUGGAGUACACUUCACUUCUUGACACGGCCGCCGCUUUCGAUGAUUCCACGCUCCGGAUGGUUUACGUCGCGACGUUUGCGGCCUCUGAAUACGCGUCCACGCUCAACCGUGUGGCCAAGCCGUUUAACCCGUUGCUCGGGGAGACGUACGAGCUCGCCAGACCCGAUGGUAACUUCCGCUUCUUUACCGAGCAGGUUUCACACCAUCCGCCAAUCAGUGCCACGCUCGCCGAGUCACCGCUCUGGGACUAUUACGGUGAAUCGGCCGUCAAGUCCAAGUUUAACGGCCGCUCCUUUGACGUUCUUCCCCAGGGAACCUGGUACCUCAACUUGCGCAGCAAGGUGACCGACAAGAACGGGAACAAGGUGGCGUCCGAAUUGUAUUCGUGGAAGAAGAUUACAUCCACGGUGACGGGCAUCAUCUCCGGAAGUCCGUCGAUUGACAACUACGGGGAGAUGGAGGUGACAAACCACACGACAGGGGAUACGGUGGUUCUUGACUUCAAGCAGCGUGGGUGGAGAGCUGCUGGGGCGUACGAGGUCCGCGGGACGGUGUUGGAUGCGCAACAAGACCCCCACUGGGUUAUCGGUGGCCACUGGAACCACAAGAUCUACGCCAAAAAGACAUCUAGUGCAUCGGUCAACAGCGCCCACAAAGCUAUCGUGACGGACUCGGAGGCCAAAUCCACGCCCAGCCAGGACGCGAAGUUUUUGGUGUGGACCGUGAAUUCGCGUCCGAAAUCACCGUUCAACUUGACCCAGUUCAGCAUUUCAUUGAACGAGUUGACCGACGAGCUUCGCGAGUGGUUGCCGCCGACAGACACGCGAUUGAGACCGGACCAGCGCGCCAUGGAGGAUGGAAGGUAUGAUGAGGCUUCCAACGAGAAGAUGCGUGUUGAGGAAAAGCAGCGUGCGACCAGAAAGAGGAGAGAGUUGGCCAACGAGGUGUACUCGCCGCAGUGGUUUGUCAAGAAGACGCACGAGAUUACGGGUGAGAGCUACUGGGAGUAUACGGGCCAGUACUGGAAGCAGAGGAGCCAGAAGGCGUUCAAGGUUGAAGAAAUCUUUUAG
Molecule: messenger RNA, 6144 nt
Organism: Babjeviella inositovora NRRL Y-12698
Lineage: Eukaryota; Fungi; Ascomycota; Pichiomycetes; Serinales
Exons: 3
Coding region: 1-6144 (2047 amino acids)
Biological process (GO): endocytosis; exocytosis; piecemeal microautophagy of the nucleus
Cellular component (GO): nuclear envelope; cytosol; intracellular membrane-bounded organelle
Molecular function (GO): sterol binding; protein binding
Source: RefSeq, a predicted model, not a curated record